Messenger RNA from Poecilia reticulata (guppy), 1306 nucleotides. The record is from RefSeq and is a predicted model, not a curated record. NCBI's taxonomy places the organism in Eukaryota, Metazoa, Chordata, Actinopteri, Cyprinodontiformes, Poeciliidae.
UGGUUCCGUUAGCAUUUCUGACAGUAAUGGUUCCGUUAGCAUUUCCGGCAGUAAUGGUUCCGUUAGCAUUUCCGGCAGUAAUGGUUCCGUUAGCAUUUAUUUGCAGCUCGUUAAGGUAGCAUCACCUGUUAGCUUCGUUGGUUCUGCUGGUAUAAAUGGCUCAAAGUGUUGUGGAGAAAUGUCCAGGGUCCAGAUUAGGUCCUCGUUGUGUUUCCGCUCCGGCUCGCACUGCGCUCUCCUUUCUUUCAUGAGGGAAAUUAUCCAGAUUCGCCUAAAUUUUUAUAAUUAUUAUUUUUUAUCACAGCCGAUAGCAACACAGUAUGGCAUGAUCUAAAAUGACACCAGUCGGGAACACAAUAUGAUCAACUACUGGGGUAAAGUUAGCCUUCCUGUUUACUCUGUAGAUUUCAGUACAGCCGUGAAGAAAUGGCGACCUCCAUUUGUGAAAAAUACAACAAAAGAUUAGCAUUUUUUAAGUAAUUAUGAGUUUUGGCGUAAUACAAACAGCACGUUUCUAGUUAAUAGGAAAACUAACAGCAUAUUUAGGCCAACAUGUUCAACUAGUCCUGGAUCCUUUUAAAGUUUAGGAAAGUGAGACUUAAAAAUGGUGCAGAAGCAAUGUUUUUACACCUCAAGAGCUGAAAUGUAAUAUACUUACAUCUUUUAAAUUACAUUAAAUACUUUUGCAAUAAAGUAUGAAAUGUAAUGAUGGUUUGGCAUGGAGACAGGAAGCGUCAUUAGUUCCCAGUUUUCCCUCUGUGUCCCUGCAGGCUGCGACUCCGGCUUUGGGAAUGCUGCAGCGAAGCAUCUGGACUCUCUGGGUCUGGACGUUUUCGCCACCGUUCUGGACCUGACGGGAGACGGAGCCAGAGCUCUGCGGAGAAGCUGCUCGUCCCGCCUCACCCUCUUGCAGGUGGACAUCACGCAGCCGCAGCAGGUGCAGCAGGCGCUGCUGGACACCAAGGCCAAGCUGGGCCUCCGAGGUCUGUGGGGUUUGGUCAACAACGCAGGAGUGUGUGUGAACUUGGGAGACGCAGAGCUGUCCCUGAUGUCCAACUUCAGAGGCUGCAUGGAAGUCAACUUCUUUGGCACGGUGAGCGUCACCAAGAGCUUCCUGCCGCUGCUGCGACAGGYCAAAGGUCGCAUCGUCAACAUCUCCAGCCCAGCCGGUGACCAGCCGUUCCCCUGCCUGGCGGCGUACGGAGCCUCCAAGGCGGCGCUGAACCUGUUCACUGAAACCCUGAGGCAUGAGCUGGUUCCCUGGGGGGUCAAAGUCAGCACCAUCCUGCCGUCCUCAUAUAAGACA